Molecule: messenger RNA, 219 nt
Organism: Phaedon cochleariae (mustard beetle)
Lineage: Eukaryota; Metazoa; Arthropoda; Insecta; Coleoptera; Chrysomelidae
Source: the annotation of a GenBank genome assembly
AUGGAGAAUCUGGAAGAAGUUGUAGCCAGGGAGGAAGCCGAGAGACAACAGAGCUUGCGUGACUUGGAGCAGCUCUACGAAUGGCUGCAGCAGUUCGAAGAUCCACCUCCAGCUCCUAAACCACCUCCGCCGUACCAAUUCAGAAAUGGUGGAGUGUCCGACAAUAAAGCAGUCAUCAAAGCGCUACGCUUUAUGGUUAUCAACUCUAAAAUGGUUUGA